Neohortaea acidophila is the source of this 270-nucleotide messenger RNA. RefSeq lists its product as uncharacterized. Lineage: Eukaryota; Fungi; Ascomycota; Dothideomycetes; Mycosphaerellales; Teratosphaeriaceae. The coding region runs from base 1 to 270 and encodes 89 amino acids. The transcript is spliced from 2 exons. The record is from RefSeq and is a predicted model, not a curated record.
AUGCAAGUCGCCGAAGUACUUUCAGACUUGACAUCACUCCAAGUGUGUGACCCGCAUGCCGCCCUGGAGCUGGUGUCUACGAGGCCCGAUGGAUACCAUGCAGGCACGAACCUCACAAAUGGCGAUCCACAGCCUGAUGACUCGGACCUACAGCGAGCCAAAGAUCUGGUUGGCUUGCACGCGAGUGUCAAAAUGGCCCACCGGGAUGGCACCGACACGGAGCUUGAAGCAGCUCGGAGAGACGUAGAGCGAGUACUGGAAGCACUGUAG